This is a messenger RNA of Cetraspora pellucida, 151 nucleotides long. NCBI's taxonomy places the organism in Eukaryota, Fungi, Glomeromycota, Glomeromycetes, Diversisporales, Gigasporaceae. The record is from the annotation of a GenBank genome assembly.
AAAAGAUAUUGAGCUAUUAGAUCCAAUAAAAGAUGAUUCAAAUGAUUUAUAUGAAAAAAUAUUGUUAGAAAAUGAAAAUAAAGAAUUGUUUGAAUUAGAUACUGAAGAAACUGAUAGUGAAACAGAUAAUACAGAGAGUGAACAUGAAUAG